This is a messenger RNA of Hippocampus zosterae (dwarf seahorse), 2708 nucleotides long. It is a transcript of the gene galns, whose product is annotated as galactosamine (N-acetyl)-6-sulfatase. The record is from RefSeq and is a predicted model, not a curated record. Lineage: Eukaryota; Metazoa; Chordata; Actinopteri; Syngnathiformes; Syngnathidae. Gene Ontology annotation, molecular function: N-acetylgalactosamine-6-sulfatase activity; arylsulfatase activity.
ACGACAUAAAAUCUAUUGCCGAAUGACCAUGCGCAAAUGCUGCGCGACUAUGAGCUGACUGAAGGAAACCAAAGAUCACUUCCUGAAAGUUGGUGCUAGUCGGCAUUGCGGUGUUUGUGAUGUCUGGCAGAGGCUUAACUUUUUUGUGUGCAUUAAUAUGUAUUUCUCGGCUAGUAAGACUGGCAGCUGCGUCGCCACCAAACGUUAUCAUUAUGCUUAUGGAUGACAUGGGUUGGGGGGACCUGGGGGUUUGGGGCCAGCCCUCCAAGGAGACCCCCAACCUGGAUGCCAUGGCUGCACAGGGGAUGCUUCUCCCAAACUUCUACACCGCCAACCCGUUAUGUUCCCCUUCCAGAGCUGCACUUCUCACCGGUAGGCUACCUGUCCGAAAUGGCUUCUACACCACGAAUGGUCACGCCAGAAACGCGUACACACCACAGGAGAUUGUGGGAGGAAUCUCCCAGGAUGAGAUCCUGUUACCUCAGAUGCUGAAAAAGAAGGGAUACGUUAGCAAGAUAGUUGGGAAAUGGCAUCUCGGCCACAGAGCGCAGUACCUCCCCUUGAAGAAUGGCUUCGACGAAUGGUUUGGUGCACCCAAUUGCCAUUUUGGGCCCUACAACAACAGCGGGCGACCCAACAUCCCCGUCUACCGCAACUCGGAGAUGGUCGGCAGAUACUAUGAGGAGUUUAGUAUCGACAGAAAGACAGGAGAGUCCAAUCUCACCCAAAUCUACUUGCAGGAAGGUCUUGACUUCAUAAAUCAGCAGAGUCUGGCCCAACGGCCCUUCUUCCUGUACUGGGCUCCUGACGCCACCCAUGCCCCCGUCUAUGCUUCCAGACGCUUCCUCGGGAAGAGCCAACGAGGCCGCUAUGGAGAUGCGGUGAUGGAGCUGGACUACAGCGUUGGGCAGAUCCUGUCCAGGCUGAGGACUUUGGGUAUUGAAAACAGCACCUUUGUUUUCUUCACGUCGGACAACGGAGCCGCUCUAACGUCUGGCCCGAGUGAGAGUGGCAGUAAUGGGCCGUUCCUCUGCGGGAAGGAGACCACCUACGAAGGGGGCAUGAGAGAGCCUGCCAUUGCCUGGUGGCCCGGACACAUCACAGCGGGCACGGUGAAUUUCCAACUCUCCAGUGUGAUGGACCUGUACACCACCAGUUUAUCUCUGGCCGGCAUCGGCCCACCUGAUGAUCGAGCCGUGGAUGGACUGGACCUGAGCCCCGUUCUCCUGAACAGCUCGCACGCACUGCACCUUCGGCCAAUCUUCUACUACCGCGGGAACGAGCUGAUGGCCGUCAGGCUCGGGCAAUACAAGGCGCACUACUGGACCUGGACCAACUCGUUGGAUGAGUUGAAAAAGGGUGUGAACUUCUGUCCGGGUCAGGAGGUCGCGGGGGUUACCACGCAUGAGCAAAAGGAGCACACACUUCAGCCUCUCAUUUUCCACCUGGGUCGAGAUCCCGGGGAGAAGUUCCCGAUCAGUGUUUUGACCAAGGAAUACCAGGACGCACUCAGCCGCAUUUCGCCAGUUGUGGAUCACCAUAAGAAGACGCUGGUCGCAGGCAUCCCCCAGCUCAACAUGUGCGACGUUGCGGUCAUGGCAAGUUUUCCUCGCACAUAUCCUGUAAAACAGACACAAAAUUGAGUACAAAUAGUAGGAAAACUGUCAAAUAAAUGUAAGCUUGUGUUCAAUUAUUAUUUUCAUUUUUUAUUUGAGCAUUAUAUUGUUUUAUGUGACAGUAACCUAAAUUAUAUUCUGUUUAAUAAUUGUUGAAACGUUCUUAUGUUGCUUGCGUUUGAUUGGCUGAAGGAAAGCAGGAAGUGUUUUUUGUUGCCGGAAGAAGGCGUGUUCUUGUUCGUUCGUUCGGCGGAGCAGACGUUGAAUUUUUAAAAAAAACUAUGUUCAAAGGAUUCCAUCUCUCCUUUUGCCUGUUCUUAAAGUAGAGCUAUCCACUAAAAACAAUGAACCCCUCAACCUUCAUAAACAAUAGGUUGAAAGAGUGUAAGCGAAAUGAUGCAAAGCACCGAGGUUCUCCUAACCCUAAAUAUUUAAUUGCAUUAGUGACACAACUUUAAAAAAAAAUUAAUUCAGAACGAAUUUAUAUUGUUACUAAAACCACCACCGUAAUUGUGGACCACUCGCUUUUUUUCCCCACUUGGAGCUCGAAAGAAUGUGACGGCAGACUCAUUUGUGAUAUACUACUGCCCCCUUGUGGGAGAUUAAUUAAAUGCAAGUGCAGUGAACACGGAGGCGACCUGCAAAUCAAUUCAUACAAUACUGCGCCAAAUCAUUUCAGUAUAAUGCCGACGCAAAAAGACAGAAAACAAAAACCCAAGUCGAACAGCAUUUUGACCUUGCAUAUAUCAAAAAAAUACGAAAACAUAACCUGUAUGAUUGCCACAGCCUUGCUCAACAUCCAGGCAAUAUUUUAUUGUUUAAAUGCGUCUGUGCGACUGCUGUUUUUCCAGAACUGGGCCCCGGCCGGAUGUGAGAAGUUAGGAAAGUGUCUCAAAGUGCCCACGUCGUCUCCCUGGAAGUGCGAGUGGCCACACUGAGCAAGCGGGAAGCCAAACUUGUCCAUGUACCACACUGCAGUUGAGAUGCAACUUUUGGAUCUGUUAAGUGUUCUUAAAUGUGCGCAUUUGUUAAACUCACGUCUAGUAUUGAAUAAGAAUUUUUGUCCAUGAAUUUAGAUUGCUGUUUUUUUUU